This is a messenger RNA of Paramisgurnus dabryanus, 3355 nucleotides long. Its product is annotated as transmembrane channel-like protein 7. Gene Ontology annotation, molecular function: mechanosensitive monoatomic ion channel activity. Gene Ontology annotation, cellular component: plasma membrane. Lineage: Eukaryota; Metazoa; Chordata; Actinopteri; Cypriniformes; Cobitidae. The record is from RefSeq and is a predicted model, not a curated record.
GAUGAGUCGUCUUCUCAGAAACACACGGUGAAGUGCACCAUUGCUCGUGUGUAACUGUUUGUGGGUCCUGUAUUUGUCAGAGGUUGUGUGUGUUGUGUUUGUGCUCCUUUAUUGACAGACAUGAUGGAUGAAGAACAUGGGAUAACCUUUCAGAGACUUGUAUCAGAUGAGAGCGAGAGCUCGGUCUUUUCCGAUGACUCGUAUGAGUAUUAUCAUACUGAGAUAUUUGGACUGUUACCCAGCUCACAGGCACGUCUAGGACAGCAGCAGAAACCAGACAUACAGAUCACAGAUGUUCAAAAUGAGCGUCUCUUGAUGGACAUCAGCGUACCGCUCAAAGCUCUGCCAGUGUGUAUGCAAGAAAAGAGAGACGUCAGGAAAAAACGCAAGGGGAGGCACAAGAUUGGCUAUUGGGAAUCGUGGAGGCGGAGCCAGCUUAUCGCAUGGAGGCGCUUAAAGGAGCACUUCAGCAGCGCUUUGACAAUACUGUUGCCAUGGAGACAAACGCUUCGCAUGAUUAAAGGUCAGUUUGGUGUCAGGAUCAAAGCCUACUUUGAGUUCCUGCGUUACCUGUUGGGUUUAAAUCUGCUGUAUUGCAUCAUUAUCAGCGGAUCUGUGCUGACCCCAACGCUGAUGUUCAGACAUAAACGUGAGAAUGUGAAGGUUUCAUUUAAUGUUAAAGACAUUUUCAUCGGAUCAGGUUUUCUGAAUACGACGCCAGUAUUUCAUAGUUUCUACACCAGUGGGUCUCUUAAUUUUGAUUGUUUAAAUACCCCGAUUCUUUUUUUACUCUGCAUGGCGUCCAUCUUCUUGUUCAGCAUCGUCGUGAUGGUCCGCAGAACUGUUGUUGGCUACAAACAAGUAUGGCUGACUGGAAAUCGCCUCGGUUCCACUGCGAGUUUUAAGGUUUUCUGUGGAUGGGACUUCUGUAUUCAGAACGAGGACGCAGCCAAACUUAAACACAUGUUUAUUGACAACGACCUGAAGAUGGAUCUCGAAGAGCAAAAGUCUCUUGAGAAACUCAAGGAGCGAAAUUUCCGAGCAUGGGUUUUGGUUAUUUUCCUGCGGAUCGUUCUCAACAUCCUGGUGCUGGUUCUUCUGGCCAGUUCCUUUGCUCUAAUUUAUUAUUCCAUCGAUUUUUCACAAAACCGGAAAACGGAUCCCCCUGAAUUCAACAAUUGGUUAUCAGUCUUAAAAUCUCUGAGUUUUGAGUAUCUUCCUCCCAUCACCAUGAUGACCGUGAAUUGCCUGUUACCGCACAUCUUUAAUAAGAUCUCAGAGUUCGAGCAUUACUUGCCUGCCACUCAGCUGAAUGUCACUCUGAUCAGGAGUAUUUUCCUGAAGCUGGCAUCUUUGGGCAUCUAUCUGUUCUUUCUUAUAAGGGCACCAAAACAUCAAGACAAGUGCAAGGAGAACGCGUUUGGGAAAGAGAUGUACAAACUCAUCAUGUUCAACUUUCUUGAGGGUUUCGUCAGCACGUUUUGCUUGACCUUCCCAAGAACGUUACUGGUGGAACGGUUCCCAUCUUCAAGUCUCCUGAAGAAGUUAAACAAGCCAGAGUUUGAUAUUACCUCAAAUGUUUUAGAUCUGGUGAACAGUCAGACGGUCACGUGGGUCGGUAUGUUUUACUGUCCUCUGCUCCCCGCGCUCAGCGCUGUCCGUCUUCUGCUGCUCUUCUAUCUCAAAAAGUUCACAUUAACACGAUGUUGCCUUCGGACCAAGAGAAUGUUCAGGACGACCAGUUUAUCGGUCCUUUUUCAUUUUACACUGUGUUUGGGUCUCAUCAUGUCGCUCGUCACUUUGGGUGUCAACAUCUACAGGUUUAAUCCUGGUGACUGUGGUCCGUUUGAAGGCAACAAUACCAUAUUUAACGUGACGGAUGUGUGUAUAAAGACGCUGCCCGGUCCCGUUCAGAGCACCAUCAGAUACGUCUCAUCCGAAGCCUUCGCGUAUGCUCUGAUACUGGCUGAAGUUGUCAUAUUGACUUCAUACAUGUCACGUGCACGAGCGAAUCAUAAAGCCAUCGAGGGAUUGAAGGACAUGUUGGUGAUGUGCAGUUCUGAUAAGCGUUUCCUGGUGAAGGAACACACUACCAUCCAGAGACAAAAACAGAGAAAACCCUAACAAUCACAUGUACAUUACUGCAUGGAAAAACUGUUCUCGGAUCAGACUUUAGCGGUGUGACAUCAAAGGAUGUAAAGUCACAAUUGUUUCGAUGCGUGUCGACAUUUGUAACUACAUUAAGUGUUAAAGUCCCGCUGUGGGGAAAAUCAAGUUUUUAUUUUUGUUUAUAUGUCUAUGGGAUGUUUUUAAUGUUUUCAGACAAGCCAUGUGCAAAUUCAUCAUUCAACAUCUUAUUCCUGCGGUUUCCAACAUCACAGACAUAUAACCAAUCAUAUCAACACAGUUGAACAUGCGGAUCAAGGGGCAACCUUCCGAUCUCUAUCGUGGAGCCAAUACACUGCAAUUCAUUGACUGGCCACUAGAGGCUGGCUCCAAUUUGGAAGUAAAUCCCAUAGACCCCCAUGUUAAAAUGUCCAACUUUACAGCAGAAAAUAUUAUGUUUACAGCCUUGUACAAAGAGUGUUUUUGGUCUAUAUUGCAAAUUUUGCCCUUCAUGACAACUGUGAGGGGGUGAAUGUUUUUGUCACUCAUCGGUUUAAAUUAUAUUAAGCCUUAAUGUUCUGCAUAAUUAAGGGCGUGACCACUUGAGUGACGGGUGAACUGCCAAUGCUGUCAUUACCGUUGAGCUAGACGGGUGUGGUUUUAGCAACCAGUCACUUCAUCUUCACCAACGUCCCCCAUCUUUACCCAUUUUCGGUUAUCCGGGAGUGACGCGAUGCCAAGAUGGCUACGGCAGGCCCCGCCAACUACCCACCCUUUACAAACCUAUGGGUGACGUCACAGACACUGCGUCAAUAUUUUUAAUAUAUAUUGUAUAUAUUUAUGCUGAAACUUAGCAGUUAUUUGGCUGAAACUGUAGCAUCUAUGUACAUGUAUAUCUAUGGUCCAAGGUGGUGCGAAAGAGUAGAGACGGGGACUAAUUUGCGUAUUAUACGCAUAUACAAAAUGAGGCAAGGGUGUAAAGUCACAUUCAAGCAGUUUUGAAGCAAGAAGAAAUUGCUGUCACAUGUCAAACAUUUAUUCUGUAUAUGCUCAAAGAUGCAUUUCAAAUGACUACAGGGAGACUUAAAAAAAAACAGUGUGUUGUCUGUUAUUUUCCUCUCUCACACUUAUAUUUUCAAAGCCAUUGUCAGUAUUAUACACCAGCUAUUUAAAUCAUUUUGUUAAGCUACAUAUGUUAUGUUUGUCAUUUUAAGUGUAUUUUUUUAAUAAAGCAUCUUUUUCUGUACCG